UAUUGUACGGGAAGCCGGUUGAAACUGUUAUAAUUAACUGAAAAUCAUGAUACGUGAAAGUGCAGUGACAUGACUGUUCCUAAUGAACCACUAGUCUUAUUCUUCGUGUGGUGUUUCUUGAAUAUCAGUAUGUUGACUAAUACAUAUUAUACUUUGUGAUUCGUUGUAAUGUGGGGUGAGCAUGGCCCAUAUCAAAAUGUCAGGACGUAAGAGCCAGAAUUUUACGCCUGAAGAGUUUCCAAUGACUGUGAGGACAGAAGGCAGUGCACAACUCAUCACGGAAGAGGGAAGAAGAAACACUCAGUGUGGUGUGGACGCACUAACGGAGGAUGAGCAGCACGCGCAUAAGACUGAAACAACGGGACUCCUGAAUACACAAACAAAGGCAUCACUCUACUUCAGGGAUAAAAAACGCAGUAUUGACUUUGUGAUUGUAUGGGAUGAGCACAAUGAAAAAGCAGUAACACAUGAAUCUCGUGAGAGGCGACGUAUAUUUGAAAAGAAUCUAAUUCAAGAAGGACUUGAACUUGAGUAUGAAAAGCCAGAACCAAAUGGAUUGGUUUUUAUUAAGAUCCAUGCACCGAUGGAGGUGCUGCGACGGUAUGGUGAGAUUCUCAAGCUCCGUAUGCCAAUGAAAGAGGAUCUAUGCCAGGUCCACAAGAUCGUUAGAAUGAAUCCCUUGUUGCAUGCAACAUUUUUCCUGUCACAAAAGAUCCCAGCACUGCAAGAAGUUCAUCAGAAAACGCACAACAUUUUGGACGGAGUCACUUCGUUAGCUGCUCGUGCUACAGCUCCUCUUAAAGUGGAUCCAACACUUUUUCCUAAAUCCAACCAGCGUUAUACAGCUGUUUACAGCAGAGACCGGGAGUACUUGUUUGAUAUAAAGGCACCUGGGUUUUUUACACCAGCCAUCCAUUCACGUAUUGUACAGUUCAUACUUGAUCGCAACCGUUUCUCAGAAGCUGAACAUGAUGACUUUGCAUUUGGUAUUGAAAGACUCAUUGCAGAAGCAGCUUACGUUGCAGCAUAUCCUCUGCAUGAUGGUGAUCUCAAAACAACUGGCAGUAUGCGCUACAAGCUGUACACGGAGUGGGCUUCCGUCUCCAAGUGCUUCCACUACCAGCCACUGGAUUACAUCAAGGAAUAUUUUGGUGUCAAAAUUGCCUUGUAUUUUGCGUGGUUGGGCUUCUAUACACACAUGUUGUUACCUGCCUCUGUUGUUGGAAUAAUCUGUUUCAUAUACAGCUGUGUUACCCUUUAUGACAAUCAACCAAGUGAAGACAUCUGUAACAGUCAACUAAACAUCACCAUGUGUCCUCUGUGUGACUACUUCUGUAGUUUCUGGAAUCUUGCAGAAACAUGUCUUCAUGCACGAAUAACGUAUCUUUUUGACAAUCCUACAACAGUCUUCUUUGCCGUAUUCAUGUCAUUUUGGGCUGCAACAUUCUUAGGACUAUGGAAGCGCUACUCUGCUGAAAUCACACAUCGCUGGGACCUCACUGCAUUCGAUAUCCGAGAGGAACACCCCAGGCCGCAGUAUUUGGCCAGGCUUGCACACGUAAAGCGCAAGCACAUCAACAUUGUUACCAACACCAUGGAACCAUGUGUGCCCUUCUGGAAAGUCCGCCUGCCAGCUACAAUUCUCAGUUUUUCUGUCGUCAUGCUUUUGGUAGCACUAGCAGUUGCUGCUGUUCUGGGUGUUGUGUUGUAUCGGAUGUCUCUUAUGGCUGCACUAUCAGUUUGUAAUGAAAAACUGGAUGCAAGCUGUGCAUUCAAAAGUUAUGCCAUGAUUUUUACAACUGCAACAGCUGCUUCCAUUAACCUUUGUUGCAUCAUGGUCUUCAAUUACGUUUACCAGUGGCUUGCAGAAAUUUUAACAGAGUUGGAACUUCUACGUACGCAGACCGAAUUUGAUGAUAGUCUCACACUUAAAAUCUAUCUUCUUCAGUUUGUAAAUUAUUAUGCUUCUAUAUUCUACAUAGCAUUUUUCAAAGGCAAAUUUGUGGGAUAUCCAAAAGAGUACAAUCGUCUCUUCUCAUACAGGCAGGAAGAGUGCAGUCCUGGAGGAUGUCUAAUGGAGUUAUGCAUUCAGCUUGGAAUUAUAAUGAUUGGCAAACAAGCUAUGAACACACUACUUGAAAUGUUAUUUCCAUUAUUCUUCAAAUGGCUGAAUACACUGAAAGUGAAGACAGGAUUUCGGAAGAAAGGACUGGAAUCAUGCCGGUCAAGGUGGAUGAAAGACUUUAAACUGGUGGAAUGGGGCCCACGUGGACUCUUUCCAGAAUAUCUUGAGAUGGUGCUGCAGUAUGGUUUUGUUACCAUUUUUGUGGCUGCUUUCCCAUUGGCACCAUUCUUCGCAUUACUGAACAAUAUUCUUGAGAUGCGUCUGGAUGCCAAAAAGUUGCUAACUUUUUACCGGAGACCAGUAACACAGCGUGUCAGAGAUAUUGGUGUCUGGUUUCGUAUCUUGGACUCAAUUGGAAAAUUGUCUGUAAUUAGUAAUGGAUUCAUCAUUGCCUUCACAUCAGACUUCAUACCCCGUAUGGUGUACAGAUUGACUGUCUCACCUGACCAUACUUUAAAGGGAUACCUGAAUCAUUCAUUAUCAUACUUCAAUACAAGUGAUUUUGAGCCAGGUUCGGAGCCCCAAGUUGGCAAUGGAGAUGUGACUAUAUGCAGGUAUCCUGAUUUCCGUGAGCCUCCUUGGUCACCCAACAAGUAUGAAAAAACAGCAAUGUUCUGGCAUGUCCUAGCUGCCCGACUUGCUUUUGUUGUUGUGUUUGAGAAUGUGGUAGCCCUUGUGAUGAUACUUGUCCGAUGGGGAAUACCUGAUAUGCCAGGUGACUUGCGUGACCAGAUUCGCCGUGAGACAUACAUAACUAAUGAGAUCAUCAUAAGACAAGAGGCAAUGAGGGCACGGGGUGACAUACCAGAAGAGGGUGACUUGUUGUUGGGAGGAGGAACAGAAAAUGAUGAUGAUUCUGAUGAUGGGGACGGGCCAGCAACUGUUUUUUGGCACAAGAUGACAGGUUCUGAAUUGGACUUAGCAGGAGUUGGUUUGCCUACAGAGAACAGUAUUGGAAUCGGACGGGGAACGUCGCAGUCGGGGCCUGUUGCUGUUUGAAGCCAGCUCCUGUGCACAUACACUGCCUUUUUCCCAUUGCUACUUAUUAAAGAAGAUAAUAUAUUCACAUAAUGAAACUUUUGAAAGGUAAUGUAACCAAAUUGUGGUAAAUAAACCACUCAGUGAGUACAGUGACCAAAAAAGAGAAUAUAUUUCAUUUGUAAAGUUGUUAAAAGUUAUAAUGUAUUGAAGGUGUUUUAUGUGUUUUGAUGUCUAAAUUUGUAUGUAUUCCUGCCAUAAUAUUUACUCCAAGUACAGAAGUUAUUACAACAUAUUGCCCAUAUUUUAAAUUUAAGUGUUUUUUGUAAUAAAUAUCAUCAACAAUAUUGUGAUGAGAAGCUGCUAAGCAGAAACAAUUCCAUUCAUAUUUAAUGUACAAUAUUUUAUUAAUGAGUUCAUGCAAUAUUUUCAAUCUCUGCAUGAAAUUUCAAUUGCAUUGGAAGGCUGUGACAGGUUGUGCAAUAUAGAUGGAAAACUAUUUUAUCUCUUAACAGUUAAAUAUCCAGCUUUGUGUAGGAUUGUUGUGCUAGUAUUUUAAAAAUAAUGACACAUUGUUUGGAACACUAGUGACAAAUCACAAAGUGAUAUUAGUUCCUACUACACUAAGUGUAAUCAAUUUUAACACUUUGAAUUUCUUUAUAGUCUAACACAAUACCAAGUAUAUUGUAAUGUUAAAGCUUUACAGAUGUUUUGACAUUAUUGGUGUUACAUAUCAUACUUCAUUUUGUAUAUUAGACUUGAUCAUAUCAAGCAAAGAAAAUUAAGCAGUUAUGGCAUGUUGUCAAGAAUAUUUUGUGCUUCCAUGUCAAUUAUUGGUUGGUCAGAGCGUUUAAUAGUAUUAUUUUGUAUCACCAAGUACAGAAAAAAAUACAGCACAGCCAUAGGGAAAGUCCCAUGGGUUGUAUGUGCCACUGCCUUAGUUUUUGACAUUGUGGCAUACAAAAUUGUAUUACAGUAUUACAUCUCAGAACAAAUUUGCACUUCUUUAUCUGUUCAGUCAUUGUUUGGCACACAAUACAUGCUAUCAAAACAACUAAAAGAGAUGUACCACACAAAACUGGCAUGAAAAGAAAUGGAAUAAGAGGAAAUUGCAUUAGCUAGCACUGUUUGCACUGUUGCCCUUCUGUGCUAUCAGCAUAAUCUAUUAUUGUGUGGCACAUUCUCUAUGAGGUGCUUGACUGUUGUCCUCAAGGCUAUUGCAUUGUACUGUGUUUAUGUGUGAGUUGCCCUAAGUGCUGUUCUGUGCCAUGUGCUUCAUGCAUCAUCUGAUGCCAUCAGGUUCCUGUCAGCAUUCAGUAUAGACUGAUUCAGUUUUAGGAGAAUAUUCUUUGAAAAGAGCACUGUUUGUGUGGCCAUUACCACAAUGAAAAUGAGUGUGUUACCUGUUUUUGUUCAUCUGCCUUCUGUUCUUCCACUUAAACCUGUGUGUCAUGAUUGCCAUUUCAGGAGAUCUUGCCAUACUAUAAUCCAAAUGCUGUUACUCACAUGUACAUGGACAAACACAGUUGUGUGUGUGUGUGUGUGUGUGUGUGUGUGUGUGUGUGUGAGUGCGCGUGCAUGCGUGUCCUCAGAAACCAAUAUGAAAACCAUAAAUAUCGUAAUACGUCUUGAUUGAGAUUGACACAAUUCUAGUUGUCUACUGUAGGGACUCUUAAUUUCUGCAUGCACCACAAUUCUAAGCAUGUGGGAAAAGAAUAGAUUUCCUUGCCAUGAAUCAGCAGAAAUCUACAUACUUUGGAAACAUAGUAUUUCUCUCAACCGUUACCACCAAGAAACUGUUAAACUGCUGUUCUCGAAUGCUGUUUUUAUUGUGUGUUUCAUAAUUGUGCACAAUAAUACAUGGUUCCCUGGUUCCUUGUCCGUUAUAGGUGCUGGCUACACUAACUCUUUUUCAGUGCAUGAAACAUUAUGUGCUUAGUUCAAAAGACAAAAAACAGAUCCAAUUUCAGGUCCCACAUCAUCUGUAGCAGCACUACAUGAGUGAACAAGAGCUAUCCUCCGCCUCCUCCUCCUCAGCUUCCUCGUUUCUGUAAUUCUGUCCCCAUUACACUCUUAUCCCGAGCUAGACAACACAGCAGUAAGGCAGUGGACGCUUUCAGGAAAGCAGUUGAAAUCCCCAUCCAGAUUUUUCUUUGUAUCCCCAAAAUCAGAUAAGGCAAAAGCCAGUAUAGUCCCUUUGAAGACAACAGGUCCAGUUCCCUUCCCAGUCUGAACUGUUUUGUCAUUUCAAAUGCGUUCGGCAUUAAUCCAUGAUCUUCCUUCCUUUUGCACCUCUUAGAACCAAGAAUUCACUUACACCUCUCACAGAAGCCACAACACUGAUGUUGUCCCAUUACGUCAAUUAAUUACAUUAUUUUUAAAAAUUACAGAGAACUGACCUCAGUUAAGCAUAUACAAAAUGUAACCAAGUGACAUUUUAAAAAUGAGCCCUUAAAGUACAAGUGGUGUAACUAACAUUAUCUUUGCGUUGAGAUAUUUAAUGUUUUAUUAGAACCGUUAUACAAAAGUCAGCUAAGUUCUAAUUUCGUGGUUUUUUACCUUAAAUGCCCUCAUUAAGCUUAAUGUUAACUUAAAUUUAAAUUUUUUGAAAAUGAAUUUUUGUGUGUUUACAGGUGUGUAACUUAGUUACACCACUUGUGUUGUAGCCAGGAGGAGGAUAUUAUUGAUAACAAAAACAUUCAUGACAGUAAAAAAUACUGUAUUGAUAAGUUUAAUACCCUAGGUUAACAUUAUUUUCUACUCAAUGUAACUGCUUGCAUAUGAGUUAGGUAGUUGGCCACUUCUUGUAGUAGUUGUGAUGAACUGGGGGAUUGUACAAUAAAAGGUCUAUCAUGACAACAAAAACAAUCAAUUAUUGACAAAACUGGUGUUAUUGACAAAAUUAUUUAAAUGGAUAGAUAAAAAAAUCCACUCACCAAGCAGUGGCAGAACAUACACAUAGAAGACAGUUGUAAUUGGCAAGCUUUCGGAGCCAGUGGCUCCUCCUUCGGGCAGAAGGGUUGAAGAGCAAGGAAGAGCGAUGAAGGGAAAGAACUGAAGAGGUCUAGGAAAAGGGGUAGAUUUUGGGAAAGUCACUCAGAACCGUGAGUCAGCGGAGACUUACCGUAAAGGAUGAGAAGGAAAGACUGACUGUUGGGGACUGCCAUUGGCUCUGAAAGCUUGCCAAUUACAACUGUAUUUUAUGUGUGUGUUCUGCCACUGCCUGGUGCAAAGGUCUGUCGUGUCAUUUUUUAUUUUCCUUUGUGACAGGGAGUGGAUCUCUGUAAAGCUUCUCUUGAUCGAUAUUAUGAACGUUGACAGGUUACCCAUUUUUAAAUGUUGGUGUAAAGUUUAACUUAUAAAUCAGCAUGGGGGAUAUACACAACUUGUGCUUUAAGGUGCUCAAAUGUAAAGGACUGCAGGUGACAGGCUUAACAUUUUUCGCCAGUAAAACUAUGACUAAAGGAGAUAUGAGAGAGAAACAUAAGCAGUCAUGUUCUGGAAACUUUUCAUGAUUGGGCACUGAACCAAUGUUUCAGACUAUGGCUAUUUUGGUUUGUGCACUUCUAAAUAACCUUUGCUUCCCCACAAUAUAUUAUUCCAUUUGGCAGACCUAAAAGACAAAUUCUCUUGAGGCAAACAUUCAACACAUCUUCAUCAAAAGUUAUCUUCUUACAAAUUUCCUAGUAGUGAGAUUCACGCCCUCAGAUUCCGUAAUAAGGUGCUAAAGCAUGGUGAUGAAAAACUGAGCUAGGCACAGAAGCUGCAUUUCUUCUCAGUGCGCAGUGCUUUGGUAUAGUGGUGCUUUUAAAUAUGCUGUGUGUAGGCAUCUUCAUCAUACGAAGAUAAAUUGCACUAGAAUUAUAGGUUUCAUGGCUGUGCAGAUAGCAUUUGUUAUAAUGCUUCUCAAACACAAAGAGCAGUGGCAGUGUCAAUAUAAACAUACAAUAUGUAGAGGGAAUGAAAUGACACAAUUUUUUUACUAUAUACGUGUGUGUGUGUGUGUGUGUGUGUGUGUGUGUGUGUGUGUGUGUGUGUUCUCUUUAUUUGUAAAAUUCUGUACUUAAUGAAUAUUUUAGUAAUCAAAUGAAAAGUAAAUUUUCUGAGAAAUGGAUGUGUGAGCAAGAGUUGUAACAAAACAAAGAGUAAAAACUAUGGACUGAUAAAGCAAUAAAAUAUUGGAAGAAUAUUAAA
Schistocerca cancellata (South American locust) is the source of this 7297-nucleotide messenger RNA. Its product is annotated as anoctamin-1-like. Gene Ontology annotation, biological process: chloride transmembrane transport. The record is from RefSeq and is a predicted model, not a curated record. Gene Ontology annotation, cellular component: plasma membrane. Gene Ontology annotation, molecular function: chloride channel activity; protein dimerization activity. The transcript is spliced from 17 exons. NCBI's taxonomy places the organism in Eukaryota, Metazoa, Arthropoda, Insecta, Orthoptera, Acrididae. The coding region runs from base 182 to 3124 and encodes 980 amino acids.